AUGCCCAUCGGCGAAACAGACCUCCCAGCACUCCUGCGCACUCUCGAGCCAGUCCUCCACACAGAAACAUACGUCUUCAGCACAACCACCCAACCCUUAUCUUCCCUCCCACUGGCCACUCUGCACCCAGACCUCAUUUUCCAAGAAGUCGAAGGUCUCACCCUCAUACUCACCAAACAAGCCGCCGAAUCGCAUGGCCUCGAGUAUACAUACCCGAGCAAGAAGAUCUCACUGAAAGUGCACUCCAGCCUGGAGGCUGUGGGGUUAAUGGCGGUGAUUUCAAACAAGCUUGCCUCCCGGGGCAUUAGUGCGAAUGUUGUUAGUGGGUAUUUUCAUGAUCAUGUUUUUGUUCCAGAGGGGAAAGGGGGGGAUGCAAUGCAGGCUUUGGAGGAGUUGAGUAGGGGGGGUAGGAGUCAAGUUGAGUAA
Talaromyces rugulosus is the source of this 426-nucleotide messenger RNA. RefSeq lists its product as uncharacterized. The transcript has a single exon. Bases 1 to 426 code for a protein of 141 amino acids. Lineage: Eukaryota; Fungi; Ascomycota; Eurotiomycetes; Eurotiales; Trichocomaceae. The record is from RefSeq and is a predicted model, not a curated record.